Messenger RNA from Anolis carolinensis (green anole), 1302 nucleotides. It is a transcript of the gene fbxo2, whose product is annotated as F-box protein 2. Gene Ontology annotation, biological process: glycoprotein catabolic process; SCF-dependent proteasomal ubiquitin-dependent protein catabolic process. The transcript has 6 exons. The record is from RefSeq and is a predicted model, not a curated record. The coding region runs from base 153 to 899 and encodes 248 amino acids. NCBI's taxonomy places the organism in Eukaryota, Metazoa, Chordata, Lepidosauria, Squamata, Anolidae. Gene Ontology annotation, cellular component: cytoplasm; SCF ubiquitin ligase complex. Gene Ontology annotation, molecular function: ubiquitin protein ligase activity; protein binding.
GUCACUCUCAGGGCUGAGGCAGAAGCACCCUGAUCUCGCCUGCGGGUUGGAAGACCCCGCCGACAGCAAAGGUAACGCUUUCCUCUUCUGCAGCUUCGACAUCCUUCUCCUUUCUUCCUACUUCAUUUGAGAAAAUCAAUCGGAAACGCAAGAUGGAGACACUUCCCGAACCACUGCUGCUCCGUAUCCUGUCUUUCUUGCCGGCGGUGGAUCUGGUCCUGGUGUGUCGCCUGGUUUGCUCUCAAUGGAAGGCCUUGAUUGACGGGGCGGCCCUUUGGCUCCUGAAAUGCCAGCAAGAAGGAUUUGCAGGACAAGAGGCGGAAGAGGACAGCGCUGAAAGCUGGCAGACACUAUAUUUUCUCAACAAGAGGAAGAGGAACCUCAUCAAGAACCCAAACGGAGAAGAGGGUUUGGAACAUUGGGUGGAUCUGGAGAACGGGGGCGAUGGGUGGAAUACGGAGGACUUGCCCGGAGAUUUUGGGAAGGACUUCCCCAUUGAAGACGUCCAUCAGUACUUCGUCUCAUCCUUUGGCUGGUGCAGCAAGGCUCAAGUCAUCGAUCUCCGGGCUGAGGGCUACUGGGAAGAGCUGAUGGACACCGUCCAGCCCAAAAUUGUGGUGAAAGACUGGUACGCUGCUCGAUGCGACGCUGGCUGCCUCUACAGCCUGAAGGUCAAGCUACUCUCCGAGAACGAGGACGUGGUGGCCGAGUUCGAGAGCGACACCAUCGCGGUCCCCCAGGACAAUGAAGGCGAAUGGAACGAGAUUACUCACACCUUCAGCGACUACGGCCCGGGCGCCCGCUUCAUCCGCUUCGAACAUGGAGGCCAGGACACCUGUUUCUGGAAGGGAUGGUAUGGGGCGCGGGUGACUCACAGCAGCGUCACGGUCGAGCCCUAAGGAUCUCGAAUAGAGUGUUCGACGGGAUUCAGGACCUCUGGGGACAACAGGAUCCUAUCGAAUUCCCCAAUCCAAUAUUGCCUUCCUCAUAGAAAUGCAGCUACGCAUAGCUUGAACACCACAUGCCCAUAUGAGGGGGGGAUGCUGGGCACUGUAGUCCAAGCCAACCCCCUGUUGAGUUUGGAAAUAAUAGACUCAAUGGAAAGUCGCAAUCUUGUGCUGGCUUGUAUCUGACCUACGGCAACCCUAUGGCAGGGUUUCCCCGUUUGCCAUUGCCUUCCUCUGAAGCUGAGAGAGUGUGACUCGCCUGAGGCCACCCAAUGGGUCUCCAUGGCCAAUAAUGAUUCGAACCCAAGUCUCCUUGGACAGGCACACUGACACGCAAAUAAAUAUCUCACCGCAA